Colletotrichum karsti is the source of this 774-nucleotide messenger RNA. RefSeq names its product eukaryotic initiation factor 4E. Lineage: Eukaryota; Fungi; Ascomycota; Sordariomycetes; Glomerellales; Glomerellaceae. Gene Ontology annotation, molecular function: translation initiation factor activity; RNA 7-methylguanosine cap binding. The record is from RefSeq and is a predicted model, not a curated record. Gene Ontology annotation, biological process: translational initiation. Gene Ontology annotation, cellular component: eukaryotic translation initiation factor 4F complex; cytoplasm. Bases 1 to 774 code for a protein of 257 amino acids. The transcript has 3 exons.
AUGGCCGCCCAAGUGCAAACACCCACGAACCCCGACCAGCAGGUCGACCUGUCCACCAUCCCCAUCUCCCCUGAGGGUGGUGAGAAGAGCGAAAACAAGGAGACUGCUGAUGGCAAGGACGUCACCGUCUUCCACGACAAGGAGAACUUCAACGUUAAGCACCCUCUUCAGAACAAGUGGACGCUCUGGUUCACCAAGCCUCCCAGUGGCAAGGGUGACAACUGGAACGACCUGCUGAAGGAAGUUAUUACCUUCGAUUCCGUGGAGGAGUUCUGGGGUGUCUAUAACAACAUUGCUCCCGUCUCCGAGCUGGCCCUCAAGUCUGACUACCACCUUUUCAAGGCUGGUGUUCGCCCUGAGUGGGAGGAUGCCCAGAACAAGCACGGUGGCAAGUGGUCGUACCAGUUCAAGGAGAAGCGCGCCGUCCCCAUCGACGAGCUCUGGCUGCACGUCAUGUUGGCCGCCAUUGGCGAGACCCUCGAGAGCGAGGAUGAUGGUGAAGUCAUGGGCGUCGUCGUCAACGUGCGCAAGGCCUUCUUCCGUAUCGGUGUCUGGACUCGCACCAUUGGCAAGAGCAUCCCCGGACGUGGUGAUGGAGACGUUGCCGGCGGCAAGGGCCGUUCUCAGGAUAAGGGCCGUGAGAUUCUGCUUAACAUCGGUCGCCGGUUCAAGGAGAUCCUGAACCUGCCCCAAAACGAGAUUGUCGAGUUCUCCGGCCACACGGACAGUGCACACAGCGGAAGCAGCCGUGCGAAGGCUAAGCACACCGUCUAA